AUGGCAAACUUACAAUUCUGUUAUAACAAGGGAUGUGCUCAGAAGUUCGAUCCAGAAGAGAAUUCGGAAGAUUCCUGUCAUUACCAUCCUGGAGAGCCAAUCUUUCAUGAUGCCAAAAAAAAGUGGUCCUGUUGUAAUAAGUACAGCACAGACUUUUCUGAGUUUCUAAGCAUAAAGGGAUGCGCUGUAGGGAAGCAUAACAGUGUCCCUCCAGAUAACACUGUCAAAGAAAAAAAAUCUGAUAUUCCAACUAAACCUAUUCCUACACCUACUCCUGUAAUAUCAAAACCCGUUGUAUCCCAAAGACCAUCAAGUACCGAGCCCACACGUGAUCUUCCAAUCGAAGUUGCAUCAAAUCUUAAGUCAGCUCUGGAAGAAUUAUCACUAGAUCCAUCCUUCAAACCACUACAGAAUUAUACAAUAGAAAAUAAUAAUAAAGGUAGUCCUUCAAUUGGUACAAAUUGCAAGAACACUGCAUGCAAACAGGUUUAUACAGGAACAGAUUCAGAUAGUGGACUCUGUCUAUACCAUCCCGGUGUGGCUGUAUUUCACGAAGGACUGAAGUAUUGGACUUGUUGUAAUCAGAAAACUAGUGAUUUCGAAGCAUUCCUUAAACAAAUCGGGUGUACUACAGGUCAUCAUAAUUGGACAGUGGAAGAUGCAAAAUCUACAAAUGCAACAUUAACUCUUCAACCAAAUACAAAUUGUCGUUUUGAUUGGUAUCAAUUUGGUGGUUGUGUUACAUUAGAUAUUUAUGCUAAAAAUAUAUGGCCUGAAACUGUUUCUAUUAAAGUUAAUCAAAUAGUUUUACAUGUUUCAUUGAAAUUUGGUUUAGAUUAUCAAACAUUUGAAAGAGAUUUCAAUUUAUACGGUUCUAUAGAUCCAAAACAAUCUAUUGUUAAAUUAAUGCCAUUAAAAGCUGAAAUAAUUUUGAAAAAAGCUGAACCAAUAUCGUGGCCUACACUUGAAUGUAAACUAUUAGAUAAUAAUAAUAAAGCAAAUAAUUCAAAUAUGAAUAACAAUGAAGAAACAAUAGAGAACAAUUCAAAAUGA
This is a messenger RNA of Schistosoma guineensis, 1053 nucleotides long. The record is from the annotation of a GenBank genome assembly. Lineage: Eukaryota; Metazoa; Platyhelminthes; Trematoda; Strigeidida; Schistosomatidae.